Messenger RNA from Drosophila subpulchrella, 705 nucleotides. RefSeq names its product nipped-B protein-like. Lineage: Eukaryota; Metazoa; Arthropoda; Insecta; Diptera; Drosophilidae. The coding region runs from base 204 to 368 and encodes 54 amino acids. The transcript is spliced from 2 exons. The record is from RefSeq and is a predicted model, not a curated record.
AUUACCUUAGACUUUGAACAAUUAAUGUUCCUUAUUUCUUUCUUACUCGUUCUUCAGUUAUUAAUUCAUCUCGUUGUUUUAGGAUGUGCUCGAUGUACCAAUUUCUCAAAUUGUAAAGGCGCCCGUUACACCUUCAAAGGCAGGUGUCCGGAAACAAAAUCAAGUGCAAAGUAAAAAGAAACGGAGAAAAAUGGAAUCAUCGGAUGAUGAAAACAGAUGUGCUCGAUGUACCAAUUUCUCAAAUUGUAAAGGCGCCCGUUUCACCUUCAAAGGCAAGUGUCCGGAAACAAAAUCAAGUGCAAAGUAAAAAGAAACGGAGAAAAAUGGAAUCAUCGGAUGAUGAAAACAGUGAGACGGAGAAUGCAUGAGAUAAAUAUUAUAAAUUGGCUUACUUAAAAAUGUCUUAUCUAAACUCCAAUAAUAUUACAUGUCCUUUGUUUAUAAGAAAAAAUUAAUAUGUUAGUCUGUAAUUACUUCAGUUAAGCUUUUUUCCGUUAUAUUAAGGAAUCGCGGAAACUCACUUUCUAUAGACUUUGUUUUUUUUAUCAUGGUACGGUAACAAAACAUUUUUUUAUAGAAAAAUAAAUACCUUAUAUUUUCAUUUAAAUUAACACACACUUAAUAAAAAUCGAUUCAGAAUAAUACCCGUACUUGUAUAUUUAGCUAAUCAAAUUGUAAUAAAUGUAAACAUUUGUUGUUACUUAA